This is a messenger RNA of Diplodia corticola, 1092 nucleotides long. RefSeq lists its product as uncharacterized. The transcript has a single exon. NCBI's taxonomy places the organism in Eukaryota, Fungi, Ascomycota, Dothideomycetes, Botryosphaeriales, Botryosphaeriaceae. Bases 1 to 1092 code for a protein of 363 amino acids. The record is from RefSeq and is a predicted model, not a curated record.
AUGCAUUCAUAUUCCGAUAACCCUACCGUCCUUCCCUACAUCGCAAGCUGGUCAUGGGACUACCUAACGGAGGAACAAGCCUUCCUUAGCCCACUCGCCGCUGAGUUUCACACUGGCUGGACACAUGGAUCUGUCCCCACUUCUUUGCGCAUCGUAUUCUCCCCAACUACCAUCAACGAGAACGGCUUCGCGGUCGAGGCGGAUCCCGCAAAUCAGCUCGCUAUCAUAGUCACUGCCGACAAUCUUUCCAGCCCUCUCGCCAUCAGCAUACCUAUGCACGACAGGAUCCCACGCUAUAUUCAGGACCAGCUCCAUGGUUUGGGCCAACUUCCUACCAACGUUUGCUUCAUACGGCUGGCACUGGGCAAAUCUCCCAUGAUCAUGGCGCCGAAGGAGCCAAACAUGCUGACAGCUGCAACGGACAUGGACGACUUGACGGCAUUCAAGACACUCACAGUGAUGAAGAGGUUCAAGCUUUGGUUCUUUGAUGAGGAACCACUUGAAGGAGCGAUUGGCAAUUGCGGCAGGAUGCUGAGAGCAAACAUAGGUUUCAGCCUCCCUUUCAGCCCUACCCACUUCAGGUUCCUCGCUCUCCACACCCAUUGCUGGCCGGAAUAUCACUUUCGCGAAGAGAUUGAGCGAGCAGCAAAGCGACACAAGACGAGCUUCAGCGAACUCGGCCUUGCUAAGUCUACAACGCACGCGGCGCCUGAUACAGAGUCGGCGUUGCUCAUCGAGCACCUGCUGUCCAGGCUGCCGAAUGAUCGGGAGAGAAGCAAGACGCUCCCUUGGCCACGCGGUAGAAAGACUGCUUCCGACUUCUUUGAACUUGCCGAUGAGGGACAAUCGACUGAUGAGGACUUGGCCGACGAGGAGCACUUGGCCGACAAGAAAUACUUUGUCGAAGAGAAACCCGUCCCCGAGAUGAUACACCUUCACCCCCCACCCUCGCAGCAUGAUCUCGUUUGCCGGAGAGCGGAGAGGAAACGCCUGGCGGAGAUGGCUUCGGUACCCUCUGCGCGGAAGCGCUGGAAGAGCAGUUUCACCGAGCUUGCGCAGCCUGGCAGUGAGACCGCAACCGACGAUACUUAG